AUGACAGUUGAGGAAGUUGCCUUCUUGUCCACCUCCGCCCGCGCCGCUCGCGCUGGCACCUGCCGGCGUGUAUCUCGGGCUCGCGUAGCGGUUGUAAGGGCUGCCAAGACAGCUGAUGGCCCUCGUGUGGCUGUCGUUGGCGUGACCGGUGCUGUCGGCCAGGAGUUCCUGACGGUCCUGAGGGAGCGCAAUUUUCCUUAUAGCAACAUCAAGCUGCUUGCCUCGGCUAGAUCUGCGGGACAAAAGCAGGAGUUUGAGGGCCACACGUAUACAGUUGAGGAGCUGACGGAGAACAGCUUCAAGGACGUGGACAUCGCCCUCCUUAGCGCUGGCGGCUCGAUCAGCAAGAAGUUUGGGCCUAUCGCCGCCAAGGAUGGCGCUAUUGUUGUGGACAACAGCUCGGCAUUCCGCAUGACGGAGGGUGUGCCGCUUGUCAUUCCGGAGGUCAACCCAGAGGCCAUGUCCCACAUCAAGGUUGGCAAGGGCGGUGCCAUCAUCGCCAACCCGAACUGCUCCACCAUCAUUGCCUUAAUGGCCGUGACGCCGUUGCACCGACUGGCCACAGUCAAGCGCAUGUGCGUGUCGACCUACCAAGCCGCAUCGGGGGCUGGUGCCGCGGCCAUGGAGGAGCUUCGGCAGCAGACCCGGGACGUUCUGGAUGGCAAGCCAGCCCAGCCAAAGAUUUUCCCACAGCAGUAUGCCUUCAACCUGUUCAGCCACAACAGCGGCAUGGACGUUGAUUUGGGCUACAACGAGGAGGAGAUGAAGCUGGUCAAGGAGACUCGCAAGAUUUGGAACUUCCCAUCAGUGCGCAUCACCGCUACUUGCGUGCGUGUGCCCAUCAUGCGCGCUCACGCCGAGUCCAUCAACCUCGAGUUCGAGAACGACAUCUCUGAGGCACAAGCCCUGGAGGCCCUGGCCGCUUUCCCAGGAGUGUCGAUCAUCAACGACCGCCAAAACAACCGUUUCCCGACACCUCUGGACGCGACCAGCAAAGACAACGUGCUAGUCGGCCGCGUGCGCCGCGACAUUUCCCGUGAUGACAAGAAAGGCCUGGACCUGUUUGUGUGCGGUGAUCAGAUCAAGAAAGGCGCUGCACUCAACGCCGUGCAGAUUGCCGAACUCCUGCUCUAGGGAAGGGCCGUAGAACGCGGCCUUGGCAGGCUGCUUGUGGCGUGCGAUCCAGUGGUCUUGCAUUGUGGGUAUGGAGGGACCCAUACGUCCAAUAUAAUUGUGUCCCAAACGUGGCUUUGUGGUGACUUCGCGGCCAUGUGCCAUAUGUCAUGUACAGUCCAUUGCGGUGUUUUUAGAGGAGCUCACGGCCAUAAUGCCAAACCUUCCAUCUUACCUUUUAAUGCCAAAAUUUUUGUCUCUCCCUCUUACGGGAAUGUUUGGCCAAGAACGGGUGGGACGAGCGCGAAAAUCAGAGACACAUACACACACCAUGGGUGAAUGCUUGCCGCAAUUAUAAUUCCCACCUCUGCUACCCAGCAAGCCAGCCCGGUUUGGCCCGUUCAGCAACAUGUCAGCACGAACUGUAAGACCUUGGGCCAUGCAUGCGUGUUGACUGAGUCCGAGCUAGUUGCCAGGGCUUUGAUGGACAACGUUAAUGGAUACAUUUAAUGUAAAGUUUCCAUACGUC
Volvox carteri f. nagariensis is the source of this 1642-nucleotide messenger RNA. RefSeq lists its product as uncharacterized. Gene Ontology annotation, biological process: L-threonine biosynthetic process. The record is from RefSeq and is a predicted model, not a curated record. The transcript is spliced from 10 exons. The coding region runs from base 1 to 1134 and encodes 377 amino acids. Gene Ontology annotation, molecular function: NAD binding; aspartate-semialdehyde dehydrogenase (NADP+) activity; NADP binding. Lineage: Eukaryota; Viridiplantae; Chlorophyta; Chlorophyceae; Chlamydomonadales; Volvocaceae.